GUACCUGCCUACGCCUUCACUUCUAAAUUAAUCAUGAAUGUAACCCCCAUCCCACCCCCGACACACACACACACACAGAUGGUGGCGGCCGCGGGUGUGGGAGUGGCCAUGGGCAACGCCGUGCCCCCCGUGAAGGCGGCGGCGGGCUGCGUGGUGGCGGGGCACGACGACGGCGGCGUGGCGGAGGCCUUUGAGCGCUUCGUGCUGUGAGGAGGAGGGCAGCAGGAGGGAGGGCUGGGCUGUGAGGAGGGCUGUGGAGGCUUGUGGGAGUAGUGUGGGAGGGGUGUGGGAGGGUUGCGACGGCGCAGGUGAACGGGGCGGCAUAUUCCGGCGAUCGUGCGGUGCAUGCCCAGGCUCGGCAUACCCAGACGCGCUGCGAGAUUUUGGGGGCCGGAGGCUGGAAUGCUAAGGCGUUGGCCGUUUGGCGUUGGCCGGUUGGGAUGCUAAGGCGUUGGCCGAUGCUAAGGCGUUGGCCGGUUGGGAUGCUAAGGAUCUAGCGCUGCAUGCUGCCAGGGGCGGCUGGUCCCAGGGGUAAAUGACAAGUGGUGGCGGGGAGGAGGGCGGCGAGAGGGCAGGGGGAAGGCAUGUGGGUGUGGGUGUGGGUGUGGGCCUGUGGGGGAGCUGGUGGAGCGGGUGCGGGGUAGACAGGUAGCGCGGUGUGACAGGGUGUGCGAUGGGACAGGGUUUAGGCAGGUUGGCGAGGUCCCUUAGGGUGCAGCUGACGCCCAUACCCCAAGCAGACGGCAAACAAUUUGCAGCGGCAGAGCAGAAGUGCAACGCGGUGUGACAGGGUGCAAGGAGCGUCAGGCAUCGGGGCGCAGAGGAGCCGAGGAGAGCUGCUGGCGGCUGCGGUCGGGUAGCUAGCGAGUCAGACGGAGUCGCGUGUGAGGGAGGUGCUCGCGCGCUUGACCCGGGUGCGCCGCUGCCGGUUGCGAAAAUUGCGGUGGAUGCGGCCGCGGGAUCCGAAAGCGCAGCGCCACACGGCCACAGGCCCACCUAGGCCCACAUCCCGCCUCUGGGGGAUACCCGGGGCGUGCGUGUGGAGAAGCUUGCAGCUGUCUUGAUGCAAAAUGGGACGGAAUUUGUGUCUUGCGAGGGCCGCGGUGUACGAAUGAGGCCACGGACCCACCGUGAAGCCGAAGGGAAGGGUGGUCGAGGCUGGCACAGGGAGUUUCCGGGAUGGGGGCCCGGAAGUUUGGCCAAAACUCCGACCAAAACUCCAGCCCAUUCGCCGGAAGUUUACACCGCCAGUUCGAACGAGCCAACCCCAGUCGACCCAAAACUUACCGGGCCCCCAUCCCCGGAAAUGUGGUUUCCAAGGAUAGGAAAGCCGGCCCGCGGCGUUUCUUUGGCACAGCUCGCAGAGAUGGACUCACUCGUGCGCAACAAUUAAUUAUGCUCCCGUUCAAAACAGGGCUGCCGCAGCGUUGUCAGAGCGCCUUGUCAUCGCGAAAGUGUCAGGAUGGUUUCCGGUCGAACUGUGCUGCAAGACCCCAGGACGCUUGCGAGCAUGCUUGGCGUGAUUUCAUUACGCUCUGUUGUGUUCUGGUAAUCCUGCGGAGAAGGGUUCAGCGCAGCCAAUCACUACUCAAUUCG
This is a messenger RNA of Chlamydomonas reinhardtii, 1596 nucleotides long. RefSeq lists its product as uncharacterized. The coding region runs from base 34 to 210 and encodes 58 amino acids. The transcript has a single exon. NCBI's taxonomy places the organism in Eukaryota, Viridiplantae, Chlorophyta, Chlorophyceae, Chlamydomonadales, Chlamydomonadaceae. The record is from RefSeq and is a predicted model, not a curated record.